This is a messenger RNA of Candidula unifasciata, 3994 nucleotides long. The record is from the annotation of a GenBank genome assembly. NCBI's taxonomy places the organism in Eukaryota, Metazoa, Mollusca, Gastropoda, Stylommatophora, Geomitridae.
CAGUUUAGAUGUGAUUGUAGUACAUUCCAGUGAAUCCCCUGAGCAGGCAAACCAAUCUCUAUCAGAUCAUAAAGGGGAUCAAAGAGAGGAUACAGACAGAGCACUGCCUGUCUCUGGAAAUCUGCAACCUCCUGCAUCAGCUUCAUCUAUAAGACGAUCUGUUCGCAUUCAGGGACUUCAGAACUCAAAUAUUUUUGACCUCAUCUCUGACUCUGUGACGAAUGAUGAAUAUUCAAAUCUGUUUAGUAAACCGGAUUCCAAUCAGAUUGAAGAUCCCAACACUAAAGCUGGAAACUCAGACAAUUUGAAGAGAAAUACAGAAUCCAAGAAUGAGGGCAAUGACAAUCUGAAUCUGCAGAUUUCUGAAGAUACUAGUAAUUUUACAUCUGAUGUGUGCGAAGCCAGUCGUGAUACUACAAAUGUUGGUAGACUGAAAUUUCUGUCAUCUUCUAGGGAUGGCCAGAAAAAUGUGGAUUCACCAUUUGUCAUGUUCAGAACAAAGCAACCAGCAGAAUGUCCUGUCAGCCUCAGUCAAAAUACAGCUUCCAUAUCGUCACCAAGGAGAGUUUCCCUUAGGAAAGUACGUAGUCAGGACAACAUUCCUCUUUCAAGAUUAGUUAAAGGAGGAGAAGUUUCACAAGGAGCUGUGUCACCAAAGGAUACUAAGUUGCCUCGUAGGGUUCCACUGAAGAAAGUUAAUGAACAAGAAUCUGAGCCUGCUCCUGAAAAUUUCACUCAUGAAACAUUGCCCAAAUCUGAUGACUGUUCAGCAUCUUGUAAUGUGAAUACAGCAGAUCAGCCUACAGAUUAUUUUAGUAUUGUUGCAGAUGAGAAUGAUGAUAGUGAUUCUUGUGCUAAUGUUUCUUGCACUCUUGUUGAGGACACACAGUCUCCAUUUAAGUUAAAACAGCAUGUUCAGGAGGUUGGUCACAUGAUAACAGAAACACCAUUGAAAAGUGACAGUAGCACGUCACCCCCUGUAAGAGCUGCAAGUGCGAGAAAGCUUUUCACUGAUAGUGACACAGCUAGCUUGACUCCCACACCCAUAGUAAGCACUGAUCAAGCAGUUGAAAGCAAAGCUGGAGAUGUUGAUACAAAUGGAAAGUCAUUGUUGUUUGAAACUAUGGAGAUGCCUUCAUCUCAAGGCUUUGAUAUAGCUUGUGAUAACAGCACCCAUCACACGGAUCACAAAGCCAUUCAGCCUUCUAGCAGUGCUAGUGGAAAUGAGUGUAUAGAAGGUGCUGUGUGUGCAUCAGAAGCACCUGAUGCAAUGCACCCUGGAAGUGAAAACCUGUUUUCAGGCACUGAUGCAUUCAGUGCUCCCAUAGACAUGAUGAUGCAAACAAUGUCAUCAGAAGUAGAUCACUUGGAGACAGUUUCUGAAAUGACCAACUCUGAUGAAAGUCAUAAAACUUCGUCUAUGAGCACAGAUGAGCACCAACAAAAAGAAACUGCCAGCUCAGAAUCUGACUUUGUUUGUUUACAGCCAACUUUGGCAGAUGAUGCCCAGUCAUGCACUCCUAACAAACGCAAGCAAGGAACUCCUAAAAGGAUGAGUUUAAUGAAAGGAAGUAGAACAAGUAGAAGACACAGACAAGUCAAGGGAUCCCCGUGUUGUAAAGGCUUAAAACCAUCCAGCAACAGCAAAAGUAAACCUGCUAAAAGUAAUUCUUCAACAUCUGUGACUUCUCAAAACUCAAGUACUGUAAUAGAGUUGCCUUCGUCUGUUGGUGAUGCCUUUGUCUUACUCUCUCCAGUAGAAACUGAAGAUUCUGAUGAAGUCUUUACUAAGAUCAGUGAUAAUGGCAAAGCCUUGCAGGAGAUUGGAGAAGUUACUCCUGAUAUAAAAUCACCUAAAAGCAACCCAGAGAGAAGACACAGCGCUGUGAAAAGGAUGGGGAAAAGAAAGUUGGAGAAUACUGGCGUUAGUAAGCCGCUUGCACCGAAUAAAUUGAGAAGAUUGGAAUCUGCAGAUUCUGAUAAUUCCAACAGUGCAUGUGAAAUAAAAAAACAUGUUAGCAGUGGGGCAACAGUGAAAGCCAAAUUAGCCUCACCAGUUGACAAGAAAAAAUCAGUGCACAAAAACUUAAGUAAAUUAGGCAAACGCAAGUAUAACAAAUUAGGCAUUUUUCCAAGAGAUGGCCAGUCUUCACCAACAAUUAAAACAGAAUCACAGGUAGACUCAGGUAGUAAGCACACUGAUGAUGAAGAUGAGUUGCCUUUGUCUUAUUUAAAGAAGUAUAAAGAAAAUGAUUGUGGCGAUACAAACGGAGAUGGCAAUAAUCAAGUUGAAGGGAAAUCUGCAGAUAUUGAUAUACAGAAAUCAGAUAGUGCAGACUCUGUGGUUUAUUUGCAGGCAGAUAUAUCAGUUAUCGAUGUUGAUGUGAAUAGAGCCCAGCAGCAAGCUCUGGUAGAAUCUUCUGUGUUGUCUGAUAGUGAAAAUGUUGAAUUGUCUGCAGAGCUUAUGGAAAAGGGCAGCAGUGUGGAAUGUAGUUCCUCACUGUCUCCAGCAUCUGUGUCACAGAAGCUCCCACAGGCAGGACAGGUGAUGAUCAGUCCUGAGGCUGAAUCUUAUGAGCCAGAGAUUAAAACUAUACCAGUGAUAGACAAUCUUGUAUGCAUGGAGACGGUAGAUGAGGGUAUCACAGAUGAAAAGACAGUGGACUGUAACCCCUUGGAAGAUUCACAGAAUUCAGAGAAAAUUAGUUCAGAGGAAUUGGUGAUUUUGGAUCAGCCACAGACGGAAGUGGAAGUAACAGUUGGUGAUAUCAAACAGACACACCUUGAUGAGGACACAAGUGAGCUGCAAGACAUGGCUAAGCUGCAAGACACGACCAAGGUCAACACAAGUGAGCUGCAAGAUAUUGCUAAGCUUCAAGACACGACCAAGAUCUGCUCAGAUUCACUGGACCCUGCAGAAGAAGAUAUUAGUGGCAGUUCCAGAGAGAAGGAUUUUGGGACACAGGUCCAGCUUGCUAAUCAAAGAUCACCACAGAAGAGUGCUUGUGUUCACAGCUGGUCCCCAACGAGGUCUCCCAGCUGCAGCAUUCUGAAGAAGGGCACAGAAACUCCUCCUGGAGGAAAGAAUCGACGAGUGUCUUUUGCUGAGCCUGUUGUCAAUGGAGAGAGUCCUGUAAGGGAGCGCUGUGGAGAGUUUGUUCCAACAUCACCUUUGAUAUCAGCACAGAUAAGUAGCCCAGGCCAGAAGGCUUCACUUAUUAAUAAGCUUCAAGGAAGAUCACCACGUUACAGAAACAGACUUGAAUCAUCAAAACGCCAGGAACCACCAAGUUCCCGCCUGAUGAGGAGAAUUGUCAGCCCACAGACACAGCUCUCAUUCAGACCCACACAGGAGUCACAGCUGAACAACUCUGAACCCAUCUUUCCAGAUCUUGUCAACUGCACAAACCCAUUAGAUGAUGUUCUUCCACAGUUGACCUCUUCUCUAUGGUACCGAGGCCUGUGUCAGUUAAUGAAAGGGCGCAAUGUGAACACAAUUGGGGACCUAAGUUCUUUGACUGAGGUUCAGAUUGAUCAGUUACCAAUUCGGCAUCCAAAAGUAGAGAGUGUGAGGUCUACGCUAACUGCUUAUAUGAUGCAGCAUGGACUUGGAAAGACAGUCAACAGCAGUGAGGAUAGUUACAAAAGUCCACGCUCAAAGGGGUCUAUUGUUGAGCAAGAGGUUACACCGGCCAGCAUUGAUGAUGAUGAAGUACAAGUGCACCCAAGUGCUGACGAAGAUUUGAAGCAGUUUUCUCCCAUUCUAGGUAAGUUCAGUGAUGCUGCUGCUGAGCCUAGUACCACUGAGGAUUCAUCACUGCAAAACCACAGCCCAUCUCAGAUGCUGUCAGAUCUCAAGAAUAUGGCCAAAACUUGUUCAGCUUCAGUCUUGAAGCAAGCCAGUAUUGCUGAAUUGUUUGAAAUUCAUCAGACAUUGAAUGUGCUUUUCACAAAUGUUGUAGAGGAGAUGAAAACCAGGCAACCAAUGGCAUAG